Messenger RNA from Alosa alosa (allis shad), 4244 nucleotides. RefSeq names its product CUB domain containing protein 1b (gene cdcp1b). Bases 374 to 3487 code for a protein of 1037 amino acids. NCBI's taxonomy places the organism in Eukaryota, Metazoa, Chordata, Actinopteri, Clupeiformes, Clupeidae. The transcript has 12 exons. The record is from RefSeq and is a predicted model, not a curated record.
AGAGAACAAUCUGAUAUUUUAGACGCUUUAUAAAUUAUUCGAGUUAGUGCUCUACUCCACCACAUGGGUUCAGUUCAGUCGUGGCGGACUCUCAGGCGAUUCGUUUGAGUUUACGCACAACUGAAAAGUAGACAACAUAUGGAGCCAGUCUUUUAAUGGCUAGUUGUGUCAAGUUUCGACAGGUAGGAAGGAGUACACGCCCUUCCUUCCUCUAGAGAAACAGGUAAUAUCAGGAAGUAUGGUGACACUGCUAUAGAAGUCACUCAAGCGUGGCGUCCUGCAGUAUGUAUGCUGCUUUAGUUUUAGUGUUAUAUUGGAGUUCUUCAUAAUCUUCUGAGCUGAUAUUUGGAGCUCCGACAUUUUCUUCUCCAACAUGCGUUCCUUCUCCGUCGUGUGGGUUGAACUCCUCAUUGGACUGCUACUUCUGAUACAGGCUUCGUUAAUGUCAGAGUACGUAACCAUCCCCGUGAAGCCCGACCAGGACUCGACCAUCACCAUCACUAAAGACACCGACGCAGCAGGCUGUGAUGCUUGUGUGGAUGAUGGGGAGACUCCCCUCUGCAACCUCACAGAGUUUGUCCUGUCCAAACCUGUGGAAGCCACUGUCCUGUUCAACUGUACCCAGCCUCAAGACGUUUAUAAAGUGAAGACGGAGGGCAAGAUAGAAUGCACUACUGAUGCCUGCAGCCCUGAGGCAGGAAAGGUUCAGGUGUCUCUCUUCACGGAUUUCCACAGAAGCUUCCUGUGGACGAUAGGUGGUCCCGAUGGGACGUUGUUGAAUUUGGAUUUCUCAGGGGAGGGCCUGAAAGAAGUUCCUGAAUCAGAGGUCUGUUCAGAUGGGUACCUUUACUCUGUGAGUAGAACCGAUGCUCAGGGAGUGGUUCUGACCCAGAACUACUGUAGGAGUGGAACCCUGACCAAUCUAGAACUGCCCAGCAAGGCCUCUGUGUCCAUGGUGGUUCCGAAACAGGCAGGGGUGCCUCCCAUUGUGUUUAAUGUGGCUCCUAAGCCUAAGCCCGUAAAGAAGGGCCGAACGAUGGCCGUGACCCCUGACCAGGACACUUCUGUGAUCUUGAGAAGGAAGGCUGAUGGGCCCGAGUGCAGUGUGUGUCUGGGCGCGGGGCCCAACCCCACCUGUCAAUCAGAUCUGACCCUGCGGGAGUCGCUCAACACCACCAUCCAGUUCACCUGUGAAAAGCCUGAAAACAUCUACACAGUGGAGAUCAAUAGGGAUUUCGAUUUCUCACAGGACGCCAGUGGCAAGAAAGAAAUGUUUGCCGACUCCAGCCUCUUCCCAGACUUCCAGCGGACCUUCACAUGGGACCUAAAGGUCCCGCCUUCCCGGACAUUCCAGCUGGACUUCCCAAGUCUUGGUAUGAAGCAGAUCGUUCCCUCAGACACCUGCCCCGAUGAACACACCUACAGCAUCAUCACAUACCAACGAUUUGGACUCGCCACUAUCGGUACCUUCUGCAAAAACGGCUCUAUAAGUCAAAUUCAAGUUCUGUACAAAGGAAGGUUGGCCCUGGAUGUUCCAAAGAACCAGAAGCUGGACAUGUCCGCUAUCAAAGUUUCCGUUGGGCCCGAAACUAAAAUGCUGGCCAUAGUGCAGUCCAAGUUGCCCCAGGGUCAGUCCUACUCCGACUUCUUCUCUGCCAACUACCUCACCGGCCUGCCCAGGGACGAGACGAUGCAGUGGGACUUUGUGGUGCUGCCCAAGCACGAUGUCACCGUCUCCUUCCUGGCCUUAACGGAGCCCAAGUGCGGCUCCAAGGCGGUGGAGGUGCGUUAUGAGCAGGAGGGCAAACCGCCCGUGGUCAAGAGCCUGACGGAGGACCAGCUGACCGGAGAGCAGGGCAGCUUUAGCCUCCUCCUGCAGAACUGCGACUCGGGGAGGACGCCCAGUCCAACAGGGCUCACCCUCCACUUCAGGGUGUCGGCGCUGCGCGGCGGCGUGCCACAUAUUUGCGCUGUUACUAUGCAGAAAGAGGCCGGAAUCACUCUGAACAUUGAGAGCUCCAACCCUGCGUCUUACUGUGAAAUGAAAGUGGACGGUGCUCUCCAAGAGAAAAUCACUGUACCCCCAGGAUCCACCUCCUCCCUCUCCUUCCUGGAUUGCCCCAGUGAAGACCUACUUCUCACUGUUACCAAAACCAUAGAAUGCGAAAGCCUGGCCGCAUGCCCAGUGAGACAGACCCCCAUCACCAUGCCCACUCUGGAGAAAUGCCUACCUGCGCCCAUCCACAAUGCCAUCUGGAACCUCCGCGUGCCUGAGCACGGCACUGUGAUCCUCCAGUCGCCCACGGGCACCCUGCGCCAGUCUCUGCCAGGGGAGGAGUGCGGUGGCAGUUUCUCUCUGGACGUGGCCGAGAGCGACGGCACCCCCGUCGGGCAGUUCUGCUCGGGCGGCGUCAUCCGCAAGGUCCAGAUCCAAAACAACGUCACCAUCACGGCCUCGGCUGCCAGUGCCAGGAACCUGCGCACGGGACAAACGCCCCUUUUCAACAUUUCUUUUGGACCUGAGAUUGGAGAGAGCAUUGUGUACCACGUGCAGCCAGACCCUAUGGUCCAGACUCCGGUACUCCUUGGCACACCUGGUUGGCCCAGGGCCAUGAAGCCCUUCUCCUCCGUCUCCUGGAUCGUCUGGCUGCACUCGCAGUACCGUGCCGACCUGCUCUUUACCAACGUGAGCCAACCCAAGUGCCAGCAGCAUCACACCAUGAUUAAGGUCCAGACGAUUGGUUCGGAUGAGGAGAUUCUAAGCCGACGUGAGGACGAGGAUGCGGAGGACAAGCUCAGUGUACCUGGAAGCUUCUACCUGAACAUGUCCAACUGUCAGCCCGAAAGCGGUGGCUUCAGUGCGCUCAGCAAGGUGAUGGUGGAGAAGAAGAACAAAAUGCUGUUGGGAAUCAUUCUGGGUGUCGUCGGAGCUCUCGUGGUCCUCACGCUUUUAGUGUUAGCAAUUGUCUGUGCGGUGACCAAGAAGAGAAAGAAGCACACAAUGGCCAAGCGAGUGUCCAUGUACAACCCCAAAGGCCAUGUGUUCCGCCCAGUUGAUUCUACCUUCAAGCCAGACAACGGCGCCCAUGUCUACGACUCCAUCGAUGACACCAUGGCAUACAGCCACCUGAUCGGGGAGCCUGGCUACAAUGGCGGUGAGGCGGGAGUCUACCGCCCCUACGCCGGUCCCAUGGACGUGAAGCCGCCCGUCAUCGAGGCGCCGGGCGAGAACAACAAGAAGGAGGAAUUCAGCACAUUCUUGGACCCCGUCGACUCCUUCGGGCCUCCGAGGCCGCGGACGCCUCUGGGGCCACUGAACAGCCUGGGCUUUGAGGACCGCCGCAUGGUGGACAACGAGCUGUACACCUUCAAGAACUCCGGAGACUCCAACCCCAUCCGCUUGUCCGAUGUCGACCCCCUUCCUCCGCCCAUCAUGGAUGACGAGUGGGAUGAUGAUGAUUAUGACGAUGAUGAAGAUGCCAUGUGAACAGUACGAACCAGGACAGGGAAGCACUAUGCUGCCAGAUGGACAGCUGUCUUUAAUAUCGGUGUUGGGUCAUGCUCCUCAGUCAGAAUGGGUAGGACAUGGGUAUAGGAAGACGGAGUUGAGCGUGGCUCUCUGGAGGGAUUCCUGUGCGUCCGUGGGAUUCAUUUGUGCCUCAAACAGGCAUCAGAAUGCACACCACUUCCUGACAUCCAGUGCACAUUGUUCCCAGGUGUUUGCAUGCACACGAUUUCCAUGUGUCCUGGUCGUAGAGUGCACAUUACGUCCAGACAUUUAGAGUGCACAGUAUUUCUGGGUGUUGGAGUACACACUGAUUCCACGCUUCCAGGUGUUCCAGAGCACACCAGAGUGACACAAUUUCCAGAUGCUUCCAGGACAGUGACCCAUGCCAUUUUAAAAAAUGUUUCAAGAGUACAAAUGAUUUUACCAUCUGUGAGUCUUUGUAUUGUAUUUUAAAAUGUUUGUUUUACAUUCUUUUUAAAGAUGUUUUUGUCUAUGAUGGCAAGCCAACAGGAACAUGCCAUGCAUUCUCACUAUUUUCUCAUCAGAGAACUGUUGACUCUUAGAUAAUCUUUGCUGGAAAUGGGAUUAUUCAAUUUUUCUUGUUGUUUUUAGGCAUGAUCUGUGGUUGCUUGUGACUAUAUGUGUAUAUCGGCAACAUGCUGUUUUAAUAUUUGUGUAUAUAGCUUUGUACAUUUCUAUGGUGUUUUAGGAAUAAAUUCAUAGGUGUUUUAUCCGA